Molecule: messenger RNA, 3399 nt
Organism: Esox lucius (northern pike)
Lineage: Eukaryota; Metazoa; Chordata; Actinopteri; Esociformes; Esocidae
Gene: prmt8a
Product: protein arginine N-methyltransferase 8-B
Exons: 10
Coding region: 673-1899 (408 amino acids)
Biological process (GO): peptidyl-arginine methylation
Cellular component (GO): plasma membrane
Molecular function (GO): protein-arginine N-methyltransferase activity
Source: RefSeq, a predicted model, not a curated record
UGGAGCAUCCUGCCUUACUUUCGCAAUAAAACUGCAAGUCAAUUUGAACUAAGUGGCAAUUCAACCAAGUGGCAAUUAGAUCAAGCAAAACGUGAGGCCAUCAAGGUGUUGUUUGCUGAAAUCGAGUCAUCAGAAGACUAAUCAUUGUGUGGUUAAAAGGUUUAAGUAGGCAAUCCAUACUAUUGACUCGUGGGCAAUGAGCUGUAAAUGAACAUCUGUAACGGGUGAUCAAGGAUGUAAAAAAAGAAUGCUUUGAAGAAAAAAUAUUUUGCUCGCUUUUCUCCAAGAAAUCACAGCGAUGGAGACAUGGGAUUCUAUUUUUAGAAACAGUUGUUGCCGACGGUAAAUUAAAAACCUGUGAUGGGAUAUCUACCAGUGUGCAUUGCAUCUGCUCUGGUCUGGUCUGAUGAAGAACAUGCUGUUUACCCUGUUCCUCUUCUUCGGGGUUGGGAGAUAACUUUUGCGAUCCAGAAAAUCACUUAUUUCCUAAUAGAGGUCGCUAUAUUCUAGUGGGACUGUCACCUUUUUAUCUUGGAAAUAAAUAAUUUCUGAGCAUUUUUAGAUGAAAAUUAGCAAAAUGUUGUACAAAUAGAACUAAAACGAAAUCAUUUUAAAAUAAAUUAUUGCAUCCCUUUUUUCCCUGUAUCGAGACAAAAAUUUUCCUUGGCUCUUAUGGGAAUGAAACACUCCUCCCGCUGUAUGCUGCUCAGGAGAAAAAUGGCGGAGUCUGAGAGUACUGAGCCACAGCAGCCACCGCAGCCCAUUGGCAUCAUCCAGUCCCAGCGCGCGCAGCCCGCCUCGCUGCCCAAGCCCGUGCCCUCCGUCCGCCAUGUCCCGCGGCCGCCCCACACGCCUCACGCGGCCUCCCUGCCCAGCUGCCCUGGCCGGGGAAAGAUGGCCAGAUUCCUCAACCCUGAAGAGAUGACCUCCAAGGACUACUACUUUGACUCCUACGGGCACUUUGGCAUUCACGAGGAAAUGCUGAAGGAUGAGGUGAGGACGCUCACUUACAGGAACUCCAUGUACCAUAACAAGCAUGCGUUUAAGGACAAGACCGUCCUGGACGUGGGCAGUGGGACUGGCAUCCUCUCCAUGUUUGCUGCUAAAGCAGGAGCCAAACACGUUUAUGGGAUUGAAUGCUCCAGUAUAUCAGAAUACUCUGAGAAAAUCAUCAAGUCUAACCAGCUGGACAGUGUCAUUACCAUCUUCAAAGGCAAGGUAGAGGAGGUGGAGCUGCCAGUGGAGAAAGUGGACAUUAUCAUCUCAGAGUGGAUGGGCUACUGCCUCUUCUACGAGUCAAUGCUCAAUACGGUCAUCUUCGCAAGGGACAAGUGGCUGAAACCUGGAGGACUGAUGUUUCCAGACCGUGCGGCUCUGUAUGUGGUGGCCAUUGAGGACAGGCACUACAAGGACUUCAAAAUUCACUGGUGGGAGAACGUGUACGGCUUUGACAUGACCUGCAUCCGUAACGUGGCCAUGAAGGAACCACUGGUGGAUGUGGUGGAUCCCAAACAGGUGGUCACCAACUCCUGCCUGAUCAAGGAGGUUGACAUCUACACAGUGAAGAUCGAGGACUUGUCCUUCACCUCAGCAUUCUGCCUUCAGAUUCAGAGGAACGACUACGUCCACGCCCUGGUCACCUACUUCAACAUCGAGUUCACCAAGUGUCACAAGAAGACUGGCUUCUCUACUGCCCCCGAUGCUCCAUGUACACACUGGAAACAGACAGUGUUCUACCUGGAGGACUACCUCACCGUGAGGAGGGGCGAAGAGAUCAUCGGCAGCAUCAACAUGAAGCCCAACGACAAGAAUAUACGUGACUUGGAUUUCACCUUUGAAUUGGAUUUCAAAGGACAGAUAUGUGAGGCAGCGAUCUCCCACGACUACAAAAUGCGCUAGCUAGGUGUCCAAAAGUCAGAGCUGGUGUGCAGUGCUGCCUGCAGCCCCAAAACCACGAAGGGAGGAAGACGCACGCCCCUUGACAACCGACCCUGAGGAGAGAGUACUGGAUGACAGAGAAAGGAUGGAGGGAUGAAAGAGGCCGGGAUGAUGGGUGGGAGGAGGGAGCGGGUUGGAGGAAUCAGAGAGUAGAUUGAGCGGUGAAUUUAUAGAUAAUGGAGGGAUGAAAGAGGAUGGGUGCAGAGAGAUGGAGGGAUAGACCAGAAAAGAGGUAGGUUGUGGAGUGCAGGGGUGGCACCGAGAAAUAUCCACAUGCACACAUCGGCGCCAUGUUUAGGACACAACUUUGAAUGUAACGGCGUAUUAAUUCAGUGCUCUUGUCUUAAUUCUUUUUAUUGGUUAUCUGUACUGUAUGUGAGGCUGAAAUCAGCAUUAUCUUGAUAUCGGUCUUUGUUCUUCCAAAAUUAUCAGACCAGAACAUAGAUUAGUUGAUGAACAUAAUAAUUAUUGAGUUUUACUCUUAGGGGCCCAAAUGAUCAGUUAUUGUAUCUUUUGGUUACUUUGCAUGUAUAGAUGAUCAGUAAUGGGCCUGAUAAUGGGUCUGAUAAUGAUCCUGAUAAUGGGCCUGAUAAUGAUCCUGAUAAUGGGCCUGAAAAUGGGCCUGGUAAUGAUCCUGGUAAUGGGCCUGAUAAUGGGCCUGAUAAUGAUCCUGAUAAUGGGCCUAAUAAUGAUCCUGAUAAUGGGCCUGAUAAUGAUCCUGAUAAUGGGCCUGUUAAUGGGCUUGAUAAUGAUCCUGAUAAUGAUACUGAUAAUGAUCCUGAUAAUGGGCCUGUUAAUGGGCUUGAUAAUGAUCCUGUUAAUGAUCCUGAUAAUGGGCCUGUUAAUGGGCUUGAUAAUGAUCCUGAUAAUGGGCCUGUAGAGAUAAUUCUCCUAAAAGGAUGUUAAACCACUCUGUUCAGCAAUGGCUUUACUGAACAUUAUCAUGUAUGGUGAUACUGUAAAUAAACUACAUACGUUAUCGGCCAAGGAACAUGUAGCACUGCAUUCUGUCUGUAACAGUGUGAACGGUAGUGUGUGUUUGCAGACAGAUGAUGUACUGCAAGUUGCAAUAUUCUGUAACUUUGCGAGAGCUCUCACAUUUGCGCGACUUGCGCACCAGGGUGUGGUCUGUGGUUUGGGUUACAGCUGUGACGUCCACAUUUUAGUCAGUGUGGUGAGGGAUCCUCGCCUAGCUAGAUGUCUGCAAAACCUGACUACGAGGCCUACAUGGCCCUUAUGGGUUAGCGGUGUAUUUUGCUCAUACCAUAGACUGUUGAUUAAUAAAGAUCUUAAACAAUAACAGGUGUCUCUUAAGUUCUAGUGAGGCGAUUGACGUGAAGAUGAAGCCUCGUGAAGUAGUGUGCUGUGCAGCAUUUAGGGAGAGGGGUUACAGUAGAUCAGGGGUGUCAAACCGGUUCCACAGAGGGCCAUGUGUCUGCAGGUCUUUGGGUUUUCCUCUAA